GUUACAUUUGAGUCGACCUCUUAUAAAUGAUAGUGAGAUUUUUGGCAGAGAAAAAAUACCUUGAUAGGUGGCACCAUUCAAUUCCAGUGCCGCUUUCGCCACCCAAGGCAAAGAAAGGACUUGAAUUUUGAGCAACUCAACUCUCAAAGGCCUUCACCCCAGACAUACGAAUACCUCAAAAUGUCCUCCAGAAUACCCCAUCUCCUUGAGCCCUACCUCUCGCUUCCUCCAGAGGCCUCUCUAGUCCUCCUGACAAGCGUUCUAGGUGCAAGCACAAAUUGGCUCGUCCUGAGAUUUCUGCAUAGCGCUCUGAUCAACAACGAUGCUUCGUCUGAUCUUCCACCGGACGAGCAGACUAAGGUAGUUCUUGUGAGCUUCAUGAGAGAUUUCGCCUUUUGGAAAGAGAAUGCAAAAAGAUUGGUAGGUCGAGUCUCUUUUUUCUUCUUUUCCAAAGAUAUCUUGGCGGAGUCAUCCCCAUAUUGCUGUAAAGAGAAACGUCAAGCUAAGUAUUUAUUUAUUCCCUAGGGUCUCGAUCUCGAGAAACAUGCUGCAAAAAAGAGAUUUUCAUUCGUGGAUGGUUUGAGUGGACUUUUCCUACCAUCGCAGCAGAAGACAUCCGUAAAGACUGGAGAGCAAGUUCUUACAAACCCUGGUCUCUCAGCUGUAUCUAGCAUGAUACAAAAUUCCAUCAACAACUUGAAAGCUGCCGCUGGUUCAGGGGAAAAGAUCUUGUUGAUUAUUGACCAACCGGAUCUACUAUUAGCAGCUGUGGGCGAAAUUGGGCCUACGAAUCUGGGAGAUAUGCUACUGGGUUUACGAGAGGUAUGUUACAAUGCCAUUCAAUCAAUAAUGUCUACUGAACUUCAGUUAGGAGGCCCACGCCCUCGUUGUGACGCUCUCAGCUGACCAACCUUUGACCUUAACGCAACAAACAUGUUUAGAGACAGAUCACGCAGCCUUCUUGCUGAGCACGGCUCAUCAAGCUGACUUUACCAUGAAUUUGAGGUUGCUAGACAGUGGAACAGCUCGUGAUGUUAGUGGGGUGGUUCGAGUUAGUAUUGGGGAACAGGAGCUUGAAAAUGAUAAUUUGCAAAAGCGGAUUGAGGAACGCGAGUUGCUGUAUUUCGUGGGUGGAGAUGGAGGAGUCAAAGUAUUCGAAAGGGGACAAUAGAGGUAUUUUUGACGUUUAAUACCGGUAAGGAGAGCUUAUUGACACUUUCCGAACUCCAUGAGAAAUUCCAGGUAGCUACAUUCCCAACCAAAAUUGAAAGCAACCCAAAUCCCAC
Hymenoscyphus albidus is the source of this 1286-nucleotide messenger RNA. NCBI's taxonomy places the organism in Eukaryota, Fungi, Ascomycota, Leotiomycetes, Helotiales, Helotiaceae. The record is from the annotation of a GenBank genome assembly.